This is a messenger RNA of Drosophila obscura, 1755 nucleotides long. It is a transcript of the gene bam, whose product is annotated as protein bag-of-marbles. Lineage: Eukaryota; Metazoa; Arthropoda; Insecta; Diptera; Drosophilidae. The transcript has 3 exons. Bases 129 to 1442 code for a protein of 437 amino acids. The record is from RefSeq and is a predicted model, not a curated record.
CAGACUCCAGGCCAGACAGCUUGGCGCGUCUGUCUGCCCAAAAAAUCUCCCAGACAGCUUGGCACCGCGCUUUUCUUCGCAUUUCGCACACAACAACAAUUCCCCAACUGCAAUUUUUAGCGCGAAAAAUGUUCAACUCUCUGUUUGCUAAGAAUAUGGACUGCGAGGACAAGAUGCUGGAGGAUAAUCUCAUGGAGAUGGGCACAAAGCUGUGCUCCUUGCUGGAAUCCAAUGAGAAUCCGCCGGGGCCGCAGCCCCGCGCUGGAACUCCCUCGGGGAGCACCUCUCACAUGGUGCUGGCCGAGCUGCAGGCCAAUUUCAAAGACUUGAACUUGGAGAAUGCUCCUCGCUUUGAGUUCCACGGCUACGGGUGCCAGGCCUUGACGAAGAGAACCCGCGACAACGAGGAGCCAAUUAUGAGUGGGCGCCAUCAAAAGAAGUCAAAGUCGGGAGCUUCUGCCACGUCUGGGCAGAGGCAGCACCAGCUACAAAUGGAGAAUCUAUACAACAGGACCCAACUGACUCCGAUGCUGCGUUCCAUUGGCCUACGUGGUGAUUGCGUGGAGCGCAAUACCGUUGUGCGUUUGAUGAAUCUGUUCAAGUCGCUGCACGAGCACAUGAACCAGGAGCUGGGCUUUGGGCCGGAACACUCCUUCCCAUCGGACUAUCUGUUUGAUCUGCCCAAGAAGCGCACCAUGCCCUGGAGCCUGAAUCUGCGCUAUCAGGUGGAGGUGCUGUGCACCAAGGCGGAACGUUUUCUGGCCAACCAGCGCCGCAUGCUCGAAGCUAAUCGCAACUUGGACUACGGGAAGUACACGGAGUGCGACAAACUCCUCAAGGGAUCGUUGAAUUUCCUAAAGUCCUUUAAGCAGUUCUCCCACUCCACGUUGCGCCAUCGAAAUGGCAACUUUUUGGGCGCUGUAGCCAAGUCUAAUGCCCUGAAACUGGAGGACUUGCUCACGAAUCUGCGCGAGUGGCUGCGCGCCGCCUUUCUCUGUGUGUAUGUGUUCAACUGGGAAAUGGACCAUGAGCAUCGCUAUUCGGCCGCCAUGACCCAGGACCACAAUGCACUCAUGGACAGAGCCAGGCAGUUGGCUGCCACCGAGCUGAAGGCCGCUGAACCCAAGAAGCUCAGCCCGGAGGAAAAGCUAAUCGCGCACCGUUAUAAGCUGCAGAAUGUCAUCGAAUGUGCCGCUGAGAACGACGACUUCCUGUCUGCACUCCUCAACACUCCCGACAUUUACUUUCCGCCCGAAGUUCGGGCCAUAUGUGCGCCACAAGAGCGCACUGCUGACCAUGUGGAUGAAGCAGCAGCUGAAGCGCCUGAAGUACGCAUGGGAGGCAUCGAUUUGCUGGACAUAAGCGAUUUGCUGGAGCCCUCAUCGCCACCAAAGCGUGCCACUGGAACGCGUCGCUUCAAGCCCUUGUGCUUCCGCAGCUAAAGGAAGAGGAAAGGAAAAAGAGAAGAAAUAUCAAAAGUAUAACGAAAACGAUAAUCAAAAGUAAGAGGAAGAGACAGCAACGAUGAUCGAAUUUGGAUUGCAGCUGCAUUUACAUAUCCAAUAUUGAAAAUAAUUAUAAGCGUACAGUUUUUGAUUUGUUUGUAGUUUUGUAAGCAGCAACAACAGAAACGUUCUAUUGAUUGUAUUUAGUAAGUUGAAUGUAUUUGUAUUUGGAUUAAGUUGAAACGUUUUGUCGUCCAAGGAACUUUUAUAUUUUGAAUUUGAAAUUCAAUUAAAUAUUUGCACAUGUAAG